AUGGCGCGGAAUGCGCCAUCUACCUGAAGUCACUAUACCUUUAGCACACCCUUUUUCUCACAGCACACCUAUAAUAAAUAACAUUAUUGAAAAAAUUGCAGAAAAAAAUUUGAAAAUUCGAAAUUCUGAUUUUGCCUCAGAAAAUUUUAAAAGACUUCUUUACGAAAAAAAUAAUGAAAUUGGGUUAGAUUUUUUUGCUUUUGGAGUAUACUCAGCUCAAGGAUUAUGAAUAUUUGAUGCAUAUAUAGAAGGAUAUGGUGAAGGUAAUGUUGAUUUUUGGAUUAUUUGAAUAGAAAAUCUUAAGCUAAUAGAUGAAUUUUUUGACAAGGCUACUACUGACGAUAUUGAUAAAUAUUCGCAAAGCGUUAUUGAUGAUCAAAUGGUAAUCAUAGAAGCAUAUUAAUAUAGUGAGCCAACCCCUUUUUAAACUCCUGACAUACCAUAGGUGUACAGUAUUCCUGAGAAAGGAGGAUGGUGUAGUGAAUGUGCAUCUGGCCAGUUUUUUUCUUGGCUUGGGAAGCGUAUGUCGGGAUAGUCACCGCUUAUGUUUUGCUCCAAUGUCAAGCUUUUGCUUCAGAGAAGAAUGGAGUUGAGAGUUUGAAAGGGAUCUCUAGCAGAGCCAGUCGCCAAUCGGGACUGCUUCCAAGUGUGAGCCAGGAGUUACGCGCUGGGCCCUCGGAUUUUAAUUUUUGCCAAAAGUCAAUAUUUUCCAUGGUAGACAACCUUUAAUUACUGGAGGCAUUGUAGUAAAACUCAUCAAACUACCAAUUGGAGUGCAAGUCCUUAUCCAGAAGGAGCAACCUUUGCGAGGCCGUGUACCGGACUGGCGAGCAGAUAAAUGAGCACAACGGUUUGUUAGUCCUUUAGAUUUCCAUGGGCUCUUGUAUUAUUAAGAUGAUGCUAAUGCUAAUUUUAAUUAUAGAAGCAGCGUUGUUUAUUUUUAUUGCUUUCUCAUUUGUGGCUUAUUUUGGAUUCAGUUUGUUGUUUUUCAGAAAUGAGAAAAAAUAUUUGCAGAAAAUAUAUUCGAUACAGCAAAUUAUGCCUAAUAAUUAUUUAUAA
Messenger RNA from Blepharisma stoltei, 1059 nucleotides. Lineage: Eukaryota; Ciliophora; Heterotrichea; Heterotrichida; Blepharismidae. The record is from the annotation of a GenBank genome assembly.